Messenger RNA from Folsomia candida, 2193 nucleotides. RefSeq lists its product as uncharacterized. Bases 106 to 2025 code for a protein of 639 amino acids. Gene Ontology annotation, biological process: protein phosphorylation. The record is from RefSeq and is a predicted model, not a curated record. Lineage: Eukaryota; Metazoa; Arthropoda; Collembola; Entomobryomorpha; Isotomidae. Gene Ontology annotation, molecular function: ATP binding; protein kinase activity. The transcript is spliced from 3 exons.
AUUCAGUCACCCACAACUUACUUCACGCUUAUCCUCAGUUUAUAUCUAAAAUUAAGCAUAAUACAUACAUACAUCUCUACUCAAAUCUGAUUCAAAGAAUUACACAUGGAAUCUAUUGAUGACCCUUCCUGGCUGACGCAACAAAAGUUUCAAAAACUCCUAGGUUUUGGUGCAUAUGGUCUGAUUUUCGAAACCAGUGAUACCACAUCCAUCUUCGAAGUUAAAGUCAACUUUUUAAAAUUAGAAAAUGCCACCCCUAUGAAAACCUUGGCUGCACCGUUUCACCUACUCAAACCGAUGCAUCACAAAAAUUUGACGAAAAUUUACAACGUAUCCUUCAAAGACUGGAAACUCGAAGAGAUUAAAAUUUUACUUGCAAAAUGUGAAAAUCAUCUCACUUUUCAUAGACUAUCACUCAACCUUUUCUGCAUGAAUGGGCAAAUUCCUCCCUCUCUGUGUGUACAAAUUGAAACUUGUGGCCCAGACUUGUGGUCGUGGUUGCAAAUUAGAAAAACAUUGGGUACAAAAUUGUUCGAAGUUCAGUACGAAAUCAUUUCCGGAAUUCUGGACGGAUUGAAAUAUCUCCACCAAAAUAAUAUCGUGCAUCGUCACAUCUGUCCGGAAGCUGUCUUGUUUUCCCACACGUUAACGACCGAGUUUAUUCUGCCCGUAAAAGUUUCAAGUUUUCAAUUUUGCCGCCGUAUAAAUUGUUAUGAUCAAGACGGAGGUGAAUUUAGUAAGGAUCCAAUGGAUAAUUUCUUUAACGAAUAUCAAGCACCAGAAGCCUACUCAAGCUCAAGCAGGGAUACUUGCACAACGACGUUCGACGUAUUUUCGGCGGGGCUUCUCUUCCUGGCCGUGCUGUUACCGCCGGAUAAGAAAAUGUCGUCUGGAAUGUACUAUGAACUAGUACAUGAAAAUGACACCAGUGUUGUACCUGACCAUCCCGAAAUUGAAAAUGCGAAAGACUUGAUUAUUCAGAUGACACAGCGACGUCCCGCCGAUCGCUUGCAAAAUCUUGACCAGGUGCAAUUCAGACGACAGCCCGUUUCCGUACACACGUCCCCCGGUCCAGGGAUCGGGCUACAUAUUUCUGCAGAAUUGACAUGGUUGGAUGAAACACAUGUUGAAAAUUUCCUUGGCUCAGGAUCAUUCGGAUUUGUGUUAGGAACACGAAGUAAGGAAGCAAUUAAAUUCAUUUUCCUGUCAGAAACGGACGGACCGGAACGGGACGUUGAGCGGAAACAGGUUACCCGAGAGUACAAUACAAUGGUGUUGGCGAAAAAUCAUGCUAAUAUUGUGCAAAUUUUGGCAUGUUCUGAACAGCUUUUCACGUCAGAAUCCCUAAAUGAUACGCUUAACACGGUUCCGCUACCGAAAGAAGUUAAUGAUUCGAUUUAUAUGCUAUCAGCGCGUGCCAGAAAGCAGAAAAUUACAAUUCCAGCGUUCACCAUUAAGAUGGAACUAUGCGGAAGUUCUUUGAGGGAAUGGUUAUCCGAAAUGCAUAAUAAGCCGGGUACCCCAUCCAUGCAAAAUUUUCAAAUCGAGAUUGUGUCAAAUUUACUGACGGGAUUUAGAUAUCUACAUUCUCACAAAAUUAUACAUCGCGAUUUUAAACCGGAAAAUGUUUUGUUCUCUUAUUCGCCAAAUCAGAAAUACAUACUGCCCGUUAAAAUUGGGGAUUUUGGCCUGGCUCGAUUUUUACUACAAGUUUCCGAAGAAAAAUUGACGUCUCGAGUGGGAACGAAUUCAUAUCGAGCACCGGAAGCGGAGAGGUCUUUUUAUGGGGUACAAGCCGACAUAUUUUCACUAGGCUUGGUAUUUUGGGAGGUGCUGCAGCUACUCGAUCCAAAAGUGAGGAGGUCAAUGUUUUACAAGUUGGUGCACGACUAUGAAAAUCAUCCCUUGCUUGUGAAAGACCAUCCAAAGUUGGUGAAUGCGAAGGAUCUAGUGGUCAACAUGACGAAACGGCUGCAUCGCGAAAGGCUGCAAACCAUGGAGGAUGUGGUUCUACAAUUGUGCUAGGUCGAGUUUCAUUAUAAGAAAGGACCACCGUUGAAAAUGAAGCCUCCUAAUUUCAGUUUGGCCGACCAUUGGUGACCAUAAAAAUCCCGGCAUCUUCAUUCAUGCCAUGAAUAUUUACAUAAGUACUUAAAUUUGCAAGUAAAUUGAUUAGCAGAUUGAGCUUUUAAA